Molecule: messenger RNA, 5794 nt
Organism: Gavia stellata (red-throated loon)
Lineage: Eukaryota; Metazoa; Chordata; Aves; Gaviiformes; Gaviidae
Product: protein Shroom4-like
Biological process (GO): actin filament organization
Cellular component (GO): cortical actin cytoskeleton; adherens junction; apical plasma membrane
Molecular function (GO): actin filament binding
Source: RefSeq, a predicted model, not a curated record
AUGGAGCGGGCCGAGGGCCGGCCCGGCGCCCCCCAGUACGUGCAUGUGCAGCUGCAGGGGGGCGCGCCCUGGGGCUUCACGCUGCGCGGCGGGCUGGAGCACGGCGAGCCCCUCAUCGUCUCCAAGGUGGAGGACGGGGGCAAGGCUGCACUGUCCCGCCGGCUGCAGCCGGGCGACGAGCUGGUGAACAUCAGUGGGACGCCGCUGUACGGGUCCCGCCAGGAGGCCCUGAUCCUCAUCAAGGGCUCCUACCGGACCCUGAAGAUGAUCGUCCGCAGGAAGGAGAGGCAGGGCCGGGCUCUGCAGUCUCCCCCGCCCCCCCAACAUCCACUCCCCGGCUGCAUCCCGACCGGCUCCAGCUCCUGCGGCACCCAGGGGCUGGGGCAGCGCAGGGCACUGCCCAGGGGGCAGGGGGUACCACGGCACUGUGCCGGGGCUCAGCAUCAUCCAUGGAGGAGCGUGCCCGUCCUCCGGCCCCAUUCCUGGCACGUGGCCAAGCUCGCCGAAAGCCGCCCCGACGCCCCUGCCAUGCACUGCCCCGCUGAUGCCUUCAGCCUCUCCUGGCCCUCGGGGUGUGAUGUCAGCACCGACCGGAGCAGCUCCAUCGGGAGCAUGGAGAGCCUGGACCAGCCCAGCCAGGCCUACUAUGAAGGAGACCCCUCACCCAUUGACCAGGGCAUGUACCACAGCAAGCGGGACUCAGCCUACAGCUCCUUCUCCGCCAGCUCCAUCGCUUCUGACUGUGCCCUCUCCCUACGCCCCGAGGAGGCCACCUACGCCGACUCCAGCCUCCAAGGCUCCUGCAAGCCCCCUGACGGGCGCUACCUGACCACGGGGACUGAGUCACCUGCCAGCCGGCACGCUGAGACCUGGCGGGCGCCUGUACCCCCCCAGCCCCCUGUCAGGAGGGACAGCCUGCGGGCAGCCCCGGCCAGUGGAGGGGACAGGCGCCGGGCAUCAGUGUCGGUGGACAUGCUGCAUGCCAAGGGCCGGUGGAUCUCUGACACGUUCCUCUGCCAGCGGGACAGGGAGGCGGAGGCAGUGGGUGGGAGGAUGCCGGCGCCGUACCCCAUGAAGGACCGUCUCUCCGCCGACCAGUAUUACAUGCUGAGCUCCCACCCGGACCGGUGCCCUGCCGAGCCGCUCAUCGGGGAGAGCAUGGAGUCUGGUGACCGGCUGUACCCAGAUGGUGGCGUGCACCGAGUGCCGGAUGCGGCGGCGGGUGACAACCUGCUGCUCACCCCCCUCAAGGGCCAUGCGCCGCACCGGCACAGCGCUCCCGAGCAGCUGCUGGCCUCCCAGCUCCGCUCCCUCCAGGUGGGCACCGGCAGUGGGCGAGCCUCGCCGGCCCCUGACGCGCACCGCUGGACCCUUUCCCCGCUGCACCCUGAGGGCAGCCGGCCGGGCACCACAGGGGAUGCCCAGGACUCCCCGCUCUGCCUGGAGCCAUGCCGCCGCCUGCCACCCUGCCGCUGCUGCCCCGAGCCACAGCGAGCCUGCGGGCAGGAUGGGCGGGGGGCCAGCCCGUCGCAUGGUGCUGAGGGGCUGGCGGAGGAGGAGAACCGUGUGGGGGGCCGGCGAGCUGGGGGUCCUUCCCACCGUUCUGCUCAGAUGCGUCGCCGCAGCGACCGCUUUGCCACCAGUCUGCGCAAUGAGAUCCAGCGGCGCAAGGCCCAGCUGCAGAAGAGCCGGGGUCCCGGCGCCCCGCCGCCUGGCGAGGAGCCGGUGGAGGAGGCGGAUGAGCCCCCUGAAGGCAGCGUGCCGGCGGAGGGACCCCGCGCCCCAGCCGAGCGUCACAGCCCCGCGCUGAGUGAGGACAGCAGGAACCCCGGCUGCUCAGGGGACCGGGGCAUCCCCACCCCCGACCCACUGCCAGUCCCCAAAGGGCCUCCGUCCCCCGAGCAGGCGGUGCCGAUGGGCCGGGGCCGCUGGCGCUGGUCCCCAGAGCGCAAGCUGCAGCGGCAGCGUUCGCCCAGCCCCAGUGAGCUGGAGGGCUAUGGCCAGGGGCUGGCGGCCCCCGGCUCCCCACCGCAGGGUGGUGACGAGGCUGUCCUCCUGCCCUUCGCUGAUCGCCGCCGGUUCUUUGAGGAGAGCAGCCGGCCGGUCCUGCCCCGGCACAGCAAGCCCCCGGCGGGUGAUCAUGGUGCCUUCCAGCCCCCUGGCCCUGAGCGCCGAGACGCCCGCCGCCUCUCUGUGGACCAGCCCUACGGCUCCCCCUCGCCCGGCCGCCCCGGCUCUGCCAGCCCGUAUGCCGAGUGCUGCCGGGAGCAGCCCCCCUGCUACAAGCCGCUGGGGAGGCCAGGGGAGCUGGAGUACCUGCGGGGCUUCUCCUACCCCUACGGGGGUCCCCUGCGCCCCGAGCCCUGCCGCUAUUGUGGGGGAGACCUGUGCCCCCCGCCGCUGGCCUGUGGCCACGCCUGCCGCUGCCACCCCCAGCCCUGGGCACGCUGCCCCGACUGCUGCUGCCUAGCCCCCCGCCCCGGGCGGGAGGAGAACGAUGCCUGGCCUCCCCGGAGAGCUUUCGCCCCGGAAUUUCCUCUGGAUGAGUGGGAACCGCCAGCAAUAACCAGGAAAGCCAGCCAGUCCAUCAGCGAGCUCUCUCACUACCAACUGGGCUUCCCAAGGCUUGGCCCCUUCCGCCCCCGCUUUGAGAGCGCCGAGCCGGAGUGGCCACCCUGCUACCGGGCCACAUCCACGCAUGACCUCUCGUGGGAUGGUGACCGCCUGGCCCGCUCCCCUGAGAGCCCCCCGGACCCCCUGCACCGCCCGCUGCGGGGCAGAGCCUUCUCCGAGAGCCACCUCAACCUGGAGCCCAGCAGCCCCCGGGGCCGUGACCGGAGGGACCUUCUCCGUGCCAAGCUGGACCCGCCCAGCGUCCCCAAAAAGAAGGGCCCCCCACCUCCUCGCCCGCCUCCCCCCAACUGGGAGAAAUACAGGCAGCGCCGGACGUCCCAGCGCCUGCCAGAUGGUGCUGGGCACAGCUCUGCCUUCACCACCGCCCUGAUGCCAACCCGCAGCAUCGCUGAGGCUGUGCACGAGCGGUCACAGAGCCUCACCGGGGAGCAGGGGGGCCGGUCCCGGGGGCAUGCCGCUCGCCCCCCUGCCCCGCCGAGCGCCUGGCCCCGACCUGAGCCCCCCGGAUCACUCCGCAGGACGCCUGAGCCCGAUGCUGGCAGCGCCGAGAUUGGCAGGGCGGCGGGGGCCGGGGAGGAGCGGCCGAAGGUGAAGCACCCCUGGGAGAUGGAGGAGCAGCCCCAAAGGCUCGGCCGGAGCCAGGAGCGUGGCUGGGCCGGCCCCCGCGGGGUGGGUGAGUGCUCCCUGCCCCUGCAUGGUGGCCCCAGCCCCACCACCCCGGAGGCGCCCAAGCCCAGCCCUGGAGCAGCGGAGGAGGCAAGCUGCCAGGGGGGCCGGCCCCAGCCCCGCCGCAUGGACUCGGAGGAGCUGCUGUGGGAUGCGGUGGGCAGGGACCGCUCCCUGGCCGGCAUCCUGGCCCCGUCGGCCCCCCUCGUCACUGCCACCGAGGCGAUGGGUGAGCUGCUGGUGGCGGGGGAGCGGCAGGCCUGGCGGGAGCGUUUCCAGCAGGACUGGCGCCUGGAGGCCCUGGCACAGGACAGGCAGGGCUUUGAGCCCAUCUCACCGCCCGCCAGGAGCACUGCCAGCUCCACCGCCUACCCAGCGUACUACAGUGCGGCAGCGGGCAAAGCCGAGCCACUCGGCAAGGUGAAGGAGCUGCCGGAGGUGGUGGAGGGAAGCUCAGAGGAGGAGGAGGUGGACCGUGAGCUGGUAGAGAAGAAGCUGCAGCUGAUUGAGAGCCUAAGCCGCAAGCUGGCAGUGCUGCAGGAGGCACAGCGAGGACUGCAGGAGGACAUCAGUGCUAAUGGGGCGCUGGGCGAGGAUGUGGCUGCCCGCCUGCAAGCCCUCUGCACCCCGGGGGAGUUCGACAAGUACCGCCUCUUCGUGGGCGACCUGGACAAGGUGGUCAACCUCCUUCUCUCCCUCUCGGGGCGCCUGGCCCGAGUGGAGACCGCCCUGGGCAGCCUGGGGCCGCACGCCCCCGCCGAGGACAAGGUGGCCCUGCGGGAGAAGCAGCGGCUGCUGGCGGCACAGCUGGAGGACGCCAAGGAGCUGAAGGAGCAUGUGGGGCGACGGGAGGAGGCAGUGGGUGCCAUGGUGGCGCGGUACCUGCCCACCGAGCACCUCCAGGACUACCAGCACUUCGUCAAGAUGAAGUCAGCCCUCAUCGCAGAGCAGCGGGAGCUGGAGGAGAAGAUCAAGCUGGGCCAGGAGCAGCUCCGCUGCCUGCGUGAGAGCCUCGGCCAGGCCCCUAAGGGCUGCUAGCCCCCUGCUCAGCCUCCCCCUGGGGCCCUGGCCAUGGUCCCAGCUUGCUGCCAAAGUGGAUCUGGCCCCCCGGAGGCUCUCCCUGUGUCCGUCCCUCUGUCCAGCCCCUGCCUUUUAUUUAUUUUUCCGGUUUACUGAGCAGGGGAGGGGGUGCCAGUCCAGACACUGGCAGGGGGGAGGUUGUGCCACAGAGCUGCCCUGGGCUCUGUGGCCACCCAGCACCCUGUGGCCUAGCAGGACCAGAUGGACGGAUUCUGCCACCCCCCACCCCCCCGGGGGUCCCUCCACCUUGUCGUGGACACCAGUGCCUGUCAUGCAGCUGGUGCUGCACCAUGUGCCUUAAACACCCUUGCAAGCUGCCCCAGGGCGUCCCCAUGCAGCGCCUGGAAGGGUUAAACCAUCCUGGCCCUCCAUCGUGUCUGUUUGUCCAUCUCAGUCCAUCUGUCCGUUGGGAGCUGGAGGAAUUUCGGCUGGAGGAAUUUCGGCCUCCGGCAUCCUCUUCCUCUCCAUUGUGUCCAAAACAAUGGCCCUGGCCAGUGGGUCCUUAACCCAUUCCCCGCCUCCCCGAGGCACCGUGGGGGGCCGAGGCAGGUGCUGGUGGGUGCUGUGCACCCCUCUCCUGGGGGACACUGAGGUGGGUGCCCCUGGGAUGGUGCCCUGCCAGAGGGUGGUGUGCUGGGAGCUGUAGACUGGGAGCUGUGGGCAGCCCCUGCCACCAAUGCUGUGGACACGGGGACCACCCGACCUCAUCCAGCCCUCACUUGCAUCCUCUGCCCAGGCACUGGGAGGGAUUAAUAGAGGAAAAACCAUGCUAAGGGCGAAACGGGACUCGUGACCCCCCUCCUUUUGCUGCAGCAGCCCCAAAUAGCACUUAGACGUCACCCUGGGUCACUCUGCCGCCAAGGCGCUCUGUCCUCACGGGCUGGGCAGGUGCCUCGAUGCUGAUUUUCCACAGGGGUUUCAUGCAACCGGCAGCGGCGUGGGGGGGCGGAGGAGGAGAAGCGUUUUGGGGAGGCAGGGUGGGCCACAGCCCCUUUGGGGGUGGCCACAGCCAGGCAGCCCAGCCCCAGGGUGCAGGCAGCGCCUGUGCCUGCCCGCUCGGCACCGCAGCAGCCCCCCGUGUGGCUGUUCCUCCCAGGGGCUCCCCUCAGCCCCCCAGCCUAUUGAACACUACACCCCACACCUAUCUGGCCCUACCCUGGGAUGAUGCCUGGCAGGAGUGGGGUACCCUGCACACCCCCCAUCUCAACCGCCACCUGUGCCUGCUCGGGGACACUGCUAGGACCAAAGACUGCACCCAUUGGGAGCCGGGGCAUGUGUUGCUCUUGGGGGGACCAACAGCCCUCAGCAGGUCACCGCACCGGGGAGUGUGAUGGUGAUUGUGCCCGUGCCUUGCCAUGUGCCACUGUGCCUUUCUCGCACUAAAGGAGCAGCAGCAGCUGCACAACUGUCCGAG